Messenger RNA from Pleuronectes platessa (European plaice), 1974 nucleotides. It is a transcript of the gene dnajb14, whose product is annotated as DnaJ heat shock protein family (Hsp40) member B14. The coding region runs from base 62 to 1198 and encodes 378 amino acids. Gene Ontology annotation, biological process: cellular response to misfolded protein. The record is from RefSeq and is a predicted model, not a curated record. NCBI's taxonomy places the organism in Eukaryota, Metazoa, Chordata, Actinopteri, Pleuronectiformes, Pleuronectidae. Gene Ontology annotation, cellular component: endoplasmic reticulum membrane. Gene Ontology annotation, molecular function: Hsp70 protein binding. The transcript is spliced from 8 exons.
GUGUGAGCCGAUCAGCUGACUCCGCCGGGGGAGGAGGAGGAGGAGGAAGAGGAGAGAGAAGAUGGAAGGGAACAGGGACGAGGCAGAGAGAUGUUUAAACAUAGCGACCACAGCCCUGGAAGCUGGAGACAAGGAGCAGGCGGCGAAGUUUCUAAACAAAGCGCAGAGGCUGUUCCCGACCGACAGAGCCAAAGCUUUGUUGGAUGCAUUAACGAAGAAUGGGAGCUCGGCGGGUAAUGGCGCAUACAGAAGGAGACCAGCAGAAAGCUCAGAUGGCACCGGUGGCCGGUCAGAGAGGGAAGGCAAAGAAUCCGGUGGAAAUGAUUCAUCCAAAGGCUUCACCAAAGACCAGGUGGAAGGUGUGCAUAGAAUAAAGCGGUGUAAGGACUACUAUGAAGUACUCGGCGCCAGUAAAGAAGCCAGUGAGGAUGAGCUAAAGAAAGCCUACAGGAAAUUAGCGCUAAAGUUCCAUCCGGACAAAAAUCAUGCACCCGGAGCAACAGAGGCCUUCAAAAAGAUUGGUAAUGCGUAUGCAGUGCUGAGCAGCCCGGACAAACGACGGCAGUACGACGUGACGGGAGGGGAGGAGCCAAGCAGCCCGGGGCACUCGCACGGGGCAGGCUUCGACUUCCACAGGGGCUUUGAGGCCGACAUCACUCCUGAGGACCUCUUCAACAUGUUCUUCGGAGGAGGUUUCCCUUCUUCAAGUACACAAACCUUCACCAACGGCAGAACGACCUUCAGCCAUCAGACAGAUAACCGACAAGAGAGAACAGAAGAAAGAGGAGAUGGUGGUUUCUCAAUGUUUAUCCAGUUGAUGCCCAUCGUGGUCCUGAUUUUAGUGUCGAUACUGAGCCAGAUGAUGGUUUCCCCUCAAGCUUACAGCCUCUAUUCUAGACCUUCCACGGGUCAGACCUUAAAGCGACAGACAGAAAACCUGCGCGUCGACUACUAUGUCUCUAGAGAUUUCAAGUCUGAGUUUAAAGGCUCGGCGCUGCACCAGAUCGAGAAAAAUGUGGAGGAGGAUUACGUAGCUAAUGUCAGAAAUAACUGUUGGAAGGAGAGACAGACAAAAACAGACCUGCUGUACGCUGCCAAGGUGUACAGGGAUGACCGCAUGCGAAAGAAGGCAGAGCUCCUGACCAUGGAUAACUGCAAGGAGCUGGACAGACUAAAUAGCCUAUUCAGAGGAGGAUGAGCGGGACGCUUUUAGGUCAUGUAAAUAUAAAUGAAUAGAUGUGUAUGUUCAUGUUUUUUUAAAGAAGAGUCUUUACACUAGGAGCAAAAUCUUAAUAUAAUUUAGCUCUGUUGUCAGAAAUUUAAAAAUGUCGAUCUCCUCAUAUCCUCCACCAACUACGCUUCUUCAUCACUCCAGCCCGACCCCGGGAUCGCCUUGUUACGACUUCUUGAGCCAGUCUACACACUCACCUUUGAACGCUCCUGACACAUUCCUUUGUUUACUCACCAUUUCCCCGUGUUUUCCUGGAAACAAAAAGGACAAGGACCCUUGAUUGUGUAAAGGCAUGAGCUUCGAGUAGUGACUCAUAAGAAAAUCACUGUCUAUAAGAUCAACCCACAGCUUUCAUCCUCAUCAUCAUCUGCGUGACAUAAAUAUAAGAUGGGAGACUUUAUAGGUACGUCAGCUGGUGUUGUCCUCCAGAGAAAGUCCACUUGUGAAGAACCCAGAAACAAAAGGAGAAAAUCAAGAAUAAUUUCAAGGUGCGGAUGGAGAUCAGUGGAUUAUGAGGAGCUAUGUAUGAUUUUUGCCACUUGAAAAUUUUUUUAUGUUGACUGCUUGACAAUGUGAAGAUGGUUGGGACUUAUCACAGACACUGAAACUGUUGUUCAUAAAUGGUUGUAUAUUUUCAUUUUGGAAUGUUUGAAAUUUAUGCAGUUAUUUCAGUAACUAUAGAAGAAAAGGGUUUUUCUUUAAUGCUCGCCUAACCAUUUAAAUAAAGUAAAAUUAUUACCAUA